AUGAUUGAGGUUCCUUUUGAAAAGCAUGGCAAGCUACUAUCAGGCACCUGGGCGUUGAUUUCCUGGGAAAUGUUUGAUUCUGAAGAGGACGACAAGACCCUCUUGUCAAAGCCUCACGGGGACUCGCCUUUGGGUCGAGUCGUUAUUUCUCAAUCUGGUUACCUUUCGGCGAUACUGGUUCCUCCCAUGGUCAUGUCGCAAUUGGCAUCUGACGACUGGCAGCUCGCAUCUGAUGAUGAUGUUCUACGUAUCGGACGAAGCUUCACCUCCUAUUGUGGACCCAUUACACUGUUCGAGAGGGAUGAUGGGGGCUUUCUUUGGCAUACAACCGUCGAGAUUGCACAUAACCCCAACUGGAUCGGGAAGCCACAGACAAGGAGAGUUGAUCAUAGUGUGGAAGGAGGGGCUGACUAUAUGACUCUCAGACCAAACAAAGAGUACACUCUAAAGGAUGGAAGAAAGGCACGCGGAAUUCUGAAAUGGCAGAAGAUUGCUCCUUAG
Exophiala aquamarina CBS 119918 is the source of this 501-nucleotide messenger RNA. RefSeq lists its product as uncharacterized. NCBI's taxonomy places the organism in Eukaryota, Fungi, Ascomycota, Eurotiomycetes, Chaetothyriales, Herpotrichiellaceae. The transcript is spliced from 2 exons. Bases 1 to 501 code for a protein of 166 amino acids. The record is from RefSeq and is a predicted model, not a curated record.